UCUCUCUAUCUUCCUUCUUCUCCCCAUUCUGGAAUUUUUUUCUCCAUCUGCUCUCCUUUCCUUUUAUGAAAGAUUUUUUUUUUUUGUGUGUGUGUGUGGAGAAAGUCGCCAUCGAAGGCGACGGGUAAGCAGGCUAGUUAGCUAGGGUUUCUUGACCGAGCUGGGAGCUGCAAAGCUUUAGGGUUUCCUAAAAAUUUCCCCCUUUUCUUUCCCCUCUCUUCGCCUGAACUCGAGACGAGACAUCGUCUUAGACCUAGCAGAAGCUCAAGUCCAGUUCCGUACAGCUGCCGCCUUCUCCUUCCUGGCAGCUAGUGGUGACAGUUCAUGUCUUUCGGGUUUAUUUACUGGUCUUUCCUUUUCAUUAGUUGAAGCCAUCGACGAGAACGACAAGACCACUUCUUCCCUGCAGCUGAAGCCGAGACUUUUCCGCGUCGAUCAUCGUGGAAGAUGGUGAGAGGCAAGAUUCAGAUGAGGAGGAUCGAGAACGCUGCGAGCAGGCAAGUCACCUUCUCGAAGCGGCGGAAUGGUCUCCUCAAGAAAGCCUACGAGCUGUCCGUUCUGUGCGACGCCGAGGUCGCCGUGAUCAUCUUCUCACAAAAGGGAAGGCUUUACGAGUUUGCCAGCUCCGACAUACGAGAAACAAUAGAACGCUAUAGUAGAUAUGCCAAGGAUGUGCAGACAUACAAGAGUGACAUGGAAUGCCAAGUCUUGCAUCUGAAGCAUGAAACGGCAGAAAUGGAAAGGAAGAUCGAGAUCCUUGAAGUUUCUCAAAGGAAGCUUUUAGGCCAAGGUUUGGGGUCAUGCUCCAUGGAGGAGCUCCAUGAGAUGGACUCGCAGCUAGAGCGAAGCUUGAGCAGUGUUAGAGCCAGAAAGGCUCAGUUGUUUAAUGAGCAAAAGAGACAAUUGGAGGCGAAGGAGAAGCUCCUGCUAGAAGAAAAUGCGAGACUGCUUGCAAAGUGCAGCGAGAAUCACUGGGAGACGAGAUCAGCAUCUCAAGAGAGAGGAGCAAUCUACCAAUUGAGCAGCAAUGGUCCUUAUGGGCUCGAUGUUGAGACAGAACUGUUCAUCGGGCUUCCAGAAAUGCGGUAUUCAAAGCAGCAGCAAUAGCACUGGCAACAACCGCAGCAGCAAAGGAAUCAGCCCCCAUCAAUCACCUUCACCAAAACUUGAUGAUUGCAGCCUUUCGUUUCUCCAAUUUUACCUUUCGACCAAUAAUGGAGCUUUCUGAUAUCAAUUUGGCUAGCUCAUGGCCGAAUCCUACCCCUUCCAGUCGAGCA
Molecule: messenger RNA, 1277 nt
Organism: Punica granatum (pomegranate)
Lineage: Eukaryota; Viridiplantae; Streptophyta; Magnoliopsida; Myrtales; Lythraceae
Source: RefSeq, a predicted model, not a curated record